UCAGUAAUUUUUGUAAACUCACUAGCAGAUCGUCUAUCACUUUCAGCUCUGAUUCUUUUUAGAACAGCUUUUAACCAGACUAAAAUUUUAAGGGGACAAACAAUUCGAAAUUUAAAAUACCCAUUCGAAAUCUAUUUUUACUUGCUAAAAAUUCUCUAGUUCCAUUCGCUAAUAAAAUUAACCGUAAAGAUGCCUUUGGAGAACCAACAAAACAGCGAUAAAAAUUCGACAGCCCCACCAAGAUUCAGUGGUGUCCAAUGGCCCUCCCCGGCUGCAUGCGAUCAAUCUGCUGCGUCUCCUCUUCAGGCAGCCGAAGCGGAGCAAGAGGCGGGGGUUCCCAGUGAGUUCCUGUACUCGUUGCUAGAGUGCCCGGUGUGCUUCGGCUACAUGAUGCCCCCCAUAAUGCAGUGUCCCCGGGGCCACAUGAUCUGCCAUUCCUGCCGCCAAAUGGUGACCCUAUGUCCUGUUUGUCGCGCGGCCCUGUCCAGCAUUCGCAACCUGGGCAUGGAGAAGGUGGCAUCCAAGCUGAUAUUCCCCUGCAAGUACUCGCAUCUGGGCUGUCAAGCCCGGCUUGCGUAUUCGGAGAAGAAUAUUCACGAGGAGAGGUGCGAGUGCAGCCUGUACAGCUGCCCCUAUCCCGACGACAAGUGCGUCUGGCAGGGACCGUUGGGCGAUGUGUACGAACAUUUGAUCAGCACCCACGAGAACAUAAUCACCAUGGAUGGCACCGACAUAAUUUUUCUGGCCACCAACGUAAAUCUGGAAGGCGCCCUUGACUGGACCAUGGUGCAGACCUGCUUCGGCCGCCACUUCCUGCUCUCAUUGGAGAAGAUAUCAAUCGGUUCUGACUUUCAGCAGUUCUUCGCCACCUGCCGUAUAAUCGGGUCCGUCCUGGAUGCUGCAGAUUUCGUGUACCAUAUCACGCUGGAGGCCAAUAACCGCAUCCUGCGCUGGAAGUCCACACCGAAAUCUAUACGUGAGAGCUUCAGCUUCGUCAAUUCGGAUUUCUUAGUGCUCAACAAGACGACUGUCCAAUUGUUCGCAAAAGAUGGCGACCUGGCCCUAAACGUGGUCAUUAAAAAGGUGAACGAGUCCAGCGAGGCGCCUACGGCUUCUCCCGGCGUUUAGUCGCCUGCCACCCCAUCGAUGGGCAUGGCGAUCGCCCUUUCCGUUAGCCCUAGCCAUCUGCACGGGCAUCGUUCUCCACCAGUCCCUCUGUGAGCAGUUGUUACUAAAAGUUGUCGUACUUAAGCGUAUCCAUAAUAAAUUGCAUGCACUUCA
Molecule: messenger RNA, 1281 nt
Organism: Drosophila kikkawai
Lineage: Eukaryota; Metazoa; Arthropoda; Insecta; Diptera; Drosophilidae
Gene: sinah
Product: sina homologue
Biological process (GO): proteasome-mediated ubiquitin-dependent protein catabolic process; multicellular organism development
Cellular component (GO): cytoplasm
Molecular function (GO): ubiquitin protein ligase activity; zinc ion binding; ubiquitin conjugating enzyme binding
Source: RefSeq, a predicted model, not a curated record